CUUUUAGUGACUGGUGCCAGUUUCUUUGUGUUCAGUGGUGCUCUGAAAUCAUCUUCAGGAUACCUUGCCAAGUCCAGUAUUGUGGAAGAUGGCGUUAUGGUCCAGAUCACUGCAGAGAACAUGGAUUCCUUGAGGCAGGCGCUUCGAGAAAUGAAGGACUUCACCAUCACCUGUGGGAAGGCAGAUACAGAGGAUCCCCAGGAGCAUAUCCACAUUCAGUGGGUGGAUGACGACAAGAAUGUUAACAAGGGGUAAAUGCAUCCAACUUCCUCCCUGUGGCACUUAGUUAGGAGAUAGGC
Molecule: messenger RNA, 299 nt
Organism: Castor canadensis (American beaver)
Lineage: Eukaryota; Metazoa; Chordata; Mammalia; Rodentia; Castoridae
Source: RefSeq, a predicted model, not a curated record